Messenger RNA from Tachyglossus aculeatus (Australian echidna), 3150 nucleotides. RefSeq names its product archain 1 (gene ARCN1). Gene Ontology annotation, biological process: retrograde vesicle-mediated transport, Golgi to endoplasmic reticulum; endoplasmic reticulum to Golgi vesicle-mediated transport; Golgi localization. The record is from RefSeq and is a predicted model, not a curated record. Gene Ontology annotation, cellular component: COPI vesicle coat; cytosol. Lineage: Eukaryota; Metazoa; Chordata; Mammalia; Monotremata; Tachyglossidae. The transcript is spliced from 10 exons. Bases 209 to 1744 code for a protein of 511 amino acids.
GGUGGCCGAUCCGGUCCGCUCCGGUCCUGUCCGGUCCUGUCAGUCAGUCAGUCAGUCAGUCAGUCAGUGAGGGGAGCGCGGCCGGUCCCGUCGGCCCCCCGGCCCCGGAGGAAGGACCCCCGGGGUCACCCCCAGCGGACCCCGCCACCGCCCACCGCCCACCGGGAGGGAGGGAGGGAGGCCGGGCCCCGGCGACACCCACCUCACCAUGGUGCUCCUGGCGGCCGCGGUCUGCACGAAGGCCGGCAAGGCCAUCGUCUCGCGGCAGUUUGUGGAGAUGACCCGGACCCGGAUCGAGGGCCUGCUGGCCGCUUUUCCGAAGCUGAUGAACACCGGAAAGCAGCACACGUUCGUGGAGACGGAGAGCGUGCGGUACGUGUACCAGCCCAUGGAGAAACUCUACAUGGUCCUGAUUACCACCAAGAACAGCAACAUCCUGGAAGACCUGGAGACCCUCCGGCUCUUCUCCAGAGUGAUCCCGGAGUACUGCCGAGCCCUGGAGGAGAACGAGAUCUCCGAACACUGCUUCGACCUGAUCUUUGCCUUCGACGAGAUCGUGGCCCUGGGCUACCGGGAAAACGUCAACCUGGCGCAGAUCCGCACGUUCACCGAGAUGGACAGUCACGAGGAGAAGGUGUUCCGGGCAGUCCGAGAGACUCAAGAACGAGAGGCCAAGGCUGAGAUGCGACGCAAGGCCAAAGAGUUGCAGCAGGCCCGGAGAGACGCCGAGAGACAGGGCAAGAAAGCCCCCGGCUUUGGGGGAUUCGGAAGCUCGGCCGUGUCCGGCGGGAGCACGGCAGCCCUCAUCACGGAGACCAUCAUCGAGACGGAAAAGCCCAAGGUGGCUCCCCCACCAGCCAGGCCUUCGGGCCCCAGUAAGGCCCUGAAGCUCGGCGCCAAGGGGAAAGAAGUGGACAACUUCGUGGACAAGCUCAAAUCUGAAGGCGAAACCGUCAUGUCGUCAACAGUCGGCAAGCGGGUGUCCGAAGCAGCCAGGGUUCUAGCUCCACCUAUUAACACGGAGAGCGUGCACAUGAAGAUCGAGGAGAAGAUCACGCUGACCUGCGGGCGGGACGGGGGGCUGCAGAGCAUGGAGCUGCACGGCAUGAUCAUGCUGAGGAUCUCCGACGAGAAGUUGGGCCGCAUCCGCCUGCACGUCGACAACGACGACAAGAAAGGAGUGCAGCUGCAGACCCACCCGAACGUCGACAAGAAACUUUUCACGGCCGAUUCUCUGAUCGGCCUGAAGAACCCCGAGAAGUCAUUCCCGGUCAACAGCGACGUCGGGGUGCUGAAGUGGCGGCUCCAGACCACGGAGGAGUCUUUCAUUCCCCUGACCAUUAACUGCUGGCCCUCGGAGAGUGGGAACGGCUGUGACGUCAACAUAGAGUACGAGCUGCAGGAGGAGAGCCUGGAGCUGAACGACGUGGUCAUCACCAUCCCACUCCCAUCGGGCGUGGGCGCCCCCGUGAUCGGCGAGAUCGACGGCGAGUACCGCCACGACAGCCGGCGGAACACUCUGGAGUGGUGCCUGCCGGUCAUCGAUGCCAAAAACAAGAGCGGCAGCCUGGAGUUCAGCAUCGCCGGCCAGCCCAACGAUUUCUUCCCGGUGCAAGUCACCUUCGUCUCCAAAAAGAACUAUUGCAACAUACAGGUUACCAAAGUGACCCAGGUGGAGGGGAACAGCCCGGUGAGGUUUUCCACAGAGACCACCUUCCUCGUGGAGAAGUACGAAAUCCUGUAAGGCUGGAGGAGGGGACCCAGGCGGAGAUUUUGCAAUGAAUGGAAGAGAAGCCCGUCAGGGCCGAAGAUUUCUCCCGAAUCUCCAGGCCACCCAAGACCUUUUGUUUUCUGAUGAUGCUAUAUGCGCACGGACCCCGCCCUUCACCCCCGCGGUCCAGGGUCCCGACAACCUCAUUCUUUGGCCAAGAAUUGACAGACCGUGGAGGGAAAGUCCGCUCCCUUCUUCGGCAGAUCCUCUCGGUGGCAGAGAUGCCCCCGGUUUUACCCCCGCCCCAACCUCACCCCGGCCACCAUCGUUCCUUGUUUCCUCCCGGUUUUAAAACAGUUUGCUCCGCCGAAGGCGGUUUCGGUUGAGUUUCCCCGUCCCUCUCCGGUCUUCAGCUUCGCCGAGUCGGGCGGGCGACAGGAGCCCCUCCGGCGUAGGCAGAGUUUGGCACUCACGGUCCCACCCCGAGAGGCGGAUCACACCCGGGGAUCCGGCCUUGAUUUUAAAGGAUUAUGAAUGGGGUGUGGGCACUAAGGCUCUUUUUUUUUAGGAGAGGGUGCCUGGGGUCUCCAUCUUCCCCCUCCUCACCCCAAUCCUUGCCCGCCCCACUUUGCUCCUUUCUGAAUCUGCCCCCUAGGAUGGUGCCUUGGCCCGGAGCAUCGUCCUGCUUGGCGGGGAAGGUGGGCCCUUGGCCCUUUUACGAAGAAGGAGGCCGCCUAGUCACCUCUGACAUCCAGGGACCAGCUAGGCCAGGGAAGAGUAAUUUUAGAGUUGGCCCCGGAGUGGCAGGGACCCGGUCUGGGCUAGGACCCGAGCCGCCUCAUCUCUCCAGUCCCCCACACUCUCCCUUCCCCGCUCCCCAGCCCUGCUUGCCCAUCGCACCACCCCAGCUGGCCCAACGUGUCCUCUGACCUUUGAACUUUUCCAGGGCUGGCAGUGGGCAUCAUCCCAGGUGGCAGCCGAAGGGAAAAGAGAUUCCCGUGGCCGCCGCUGUCGACGAGGAAACGGCCCCCUCUGUACACCAAGGGCAAUGGGAACGGCUGCCAAAAAAAGUGACUGGCUUCUUCCUCUUUUCACAGAGACCUUGUGGCAUCAGUCCCUCGGGCCUGGUGGCCCCGGGAGGGGGGAGGAGAGCAGGGGCAGACCCCUCGUCACGUAGCUAUAUAGGCAAGAAACCCUAUUAAUCCAGUUUUGUUCGAGAAAUGCUUGUCCACACGAUUUUUUAAAUGGAGUCAGGUUUAGUUUCAACCAUCAACAGGAGCCCCCCCUUUUUUUUUCCCCCUUGAAAUUACUUUUGGGGUAAUAUUUAAAAUGAGAGAAGUUUUGUAACCCUGUAAAUUAAUUACAUAGGGAAUAUGACAUUCCAGUGUACACACAGAAUACGAAUUCUUUAAUCAAAUAAAAGAGUAUUGUAAAAUUGA